Gasterosteus aculeatus aculeatus (three-spined stickleback) is the source of this 1979-nucleotide messenger RNA. RefSeq lists its product as uncharacterized. Gene Ontology annotation, biological process: regulation of gene expression. Gene Ontology annotation, cellular component: nucleus. Lineage: Eukaryota; Metazoa; Chordata; Actinopteri; Perciformes; Gasterosteidae. The record is from RefSeq and is a predicted model, not a curated record.
CGUUUCCCCCCGGACGGAUCCUCUGUGCGGAGCUGCGCUAGUAAACACCGCCGGGCGGCUGAAGGUCUGGAGGCAAACUGGUCCCGGUCCUCUGACAUGUCCAGCGGGGGGGUCCUGAGGGGCUUCGUCGCGCGCAGGCUCGCCGCCGCCUCGCGGGAGGUCCUCGCGCUCGUGGACCGAAUCGUAGCCGGAUACGAGGAGGAGGCGUCGGGCUUCAGGCGGGAGAUCCGGCGGCAGGAGGAGCAGCUGGAGCUCCUGCGGGGCGAGGCGGCUCGCUGCGCGGCAGAUGUGAGCAGCAGCGGGAUUCUCGGGCCUCUUGAGGAGGAAGAUGAUGAAGUGGAGGAGCAGCCGGAGAACCUUGAAGACUCCACAGACGAAGCUCCAUCGAGAGAGCCGCAUCCGCAGCGCCAGCCAGGCAGACCUCAGAUCAGCGACGCACAGAACCACCUGGACCUCCGGAUCCGGAUCCUGGAGGACUCUCGGGCCGACGUGCUCUCGACCGGCGCUCUGAACAAGUGUCCCACGCUGAGGCUCAAGUGUCCCCGGGGCCUGCGGGAGCCGGACUUCCUGGACCUGCUCCGGUCCUCCUUCCCUCAGCAGUGCGGCGGCGACGGGCGCUUCGAGGUCCUGACGUCGGACCGGCGGCGGCGGCUGAGGCCUCUGAGGGUGGCGGCGCUGACGGCGGAGGAGAUCGACAGGAACGCCGGCGGCUCGGGGGGGAAGUCCACCAUCUACAUCCGACUCAAGACAAACACGGGUCCACAGGCCGCCGCCGCCGGCGAAGACGCAGCUGGACUUCGGAGCCCUCAGGAGGUCGAAGGCAACGGAGACAUGGAGACGGAGGACGGAGGGACGGCAGAGCCAGCAGGGAGUAAAGGACGCGGUAACCAUGACGUGGAAAAGGAGGAAGGAGGAGAAGAAGAAGAAGAAGAAGCAGCCAAUCACAGCGACGAGGACUGGAAACCAGACGGGAGCGACGCGCUGCUCCAGCCAGAGGCGGCGAGACAAAAAGCCGGAGGUUCUGCCGGCGAGAGGACGGAGGACGUCGGCGUUCCGUCCUGCCGAGUCUGCGGCGCGCCGCGCCAGUCGGAGGCAGAGCCGCACGACUGCAACGUCUGCCGCACCGCUUUUGCACAGAAGGCGCCGGAGGACCGCCGGAAACUCCAAAAGGCGGGAAAACCCAACAAAUGCCCUCAAACCCGCCGCAAGGCGCUAAAGAGGCAGCCGGGGGGCGGCGCCGGCGAGAAGGCGCACCUGUGCGGCGUGUGCGGCAAAUCCCUCAGCGACUACAGAUCGCUGACCCGCCACAAGAUGACGCACUCCGGGGAGAGACCCCACAGCUGUCAGACCUGCGGGAGGCGGUUCAAGCUGCCCGGGACGCUGAGGCAGCACGAGAAGAUCCACGCGGCCCGCGAGCGCUCGCACCUCUGCGACGUCUGCUGCAAGAUGUUCCUGACCAGCAAGCAGCUGCAGAUCCACCUGCGGACGCACAGCGAGGAGAAGCCGUACCGCUGCGGCGAGUGCGGCCGCGGCUUCACCACCAAGGGGCCGCUGACCAUCCACAUGCGCGUCCACACCGGCGAGGCGCCGUACCGCUGCCCCGACUGCGGCUGGGCCUUCAAGCGCAAGAUCAACCUGGACAACCACGUGACCAUCCACUCGGGCCUCAGGCCCUUCGUCUGCGGCGUCUGCGGGAAGGCGUGCGCCCGCAAGUCCUACCUGACGGUGCACAUGAGGACGCACAGCGGGGAGAGACCGUACAAGUGUCCGCUGUGCGACAAGGCCUUCACGCAGAGCCACUGCCUGAAGACGCACAGGAAGAGCCACGGGGCGGCGACCUGAGACACCGUCCGCCUGCCGCCGCCUUUACUUCGUAUUUAAAUGUGCUGCUGUAAACAUCUGCAGAUGGGGAUUUGAACCGUAGUGUUUGAUGUGUAAGUAGUAAUCAAGCUAAAAAAUAAAGGACUUGUUAUUGUUCA